Aspergillus mulundensis is the source of this 2031-nucleotide messenger RNA. RefSeq lists its product as uncharacterized. The transcript is spliced from 3 exons. The coding region runs from base 1 to 2031 and encodes 676 amino acids. NCBI's taxonomy places the organism in Eukaryota, Fungi, Ascomycota, Eurotiomycetes, Eurotiales, Aspergillaceae. The record is from RefSeq and is a predicted model, not a curated record.
AUGGCAUUUGCAACCAUUCUUUCCCUGCUCAGCCUUGCAGCGGCAGUGCUGGCCCAGGUCACUUCGACCAGCCUGUCAAUGGCGCUGUUUGAUGAUUCAGACCAGAUGCCACACCUGCGAGCGAUGAAGUGGAACAUCACCUACUACGACCGAGAUGCCGUCGCCCCAGGCUACUGGUUCGUGGCUCCCUACUGGUACCUCUUCGGCGAGAAGCACUCGAACCGCUGGACGCCAUGCCAGGUCGGGCCAUACAUCUACGACCAAGACGGGGAACUCAUCUGGGCGGGCUCCUGCAAAUACGAGAACCGCAACGUCUGGAACUUCAAGGUCGUCGAUAUCGACAACACCCCGCAUCUCGCCUUACGCCUCGUCGCCAGUCCCGACGAACCAGGCACCGACGGGUCCAUGGUCCUCCUAAACGACCGCUAUCAAGAAGUCUCGCGGACCCCCAUCCCAGCCGCAGACUACGACACGCACGAGCUGCAAAUCACCUCGAACCCGCGCAGGGGGAUCUCCAUCGUGCUGUACCCAAAACAGCUCAACCUGUCUGCCUUCGGCCAGCCCGAGAAAACCACACACAUCGACACCGGCGGGUUCAUCGAGUUCGACCUGGAUACCGGACACCGAACAUUCCAAUGGUUCGCGGACGAGCACAUCGCUCUAGACGAGUCCUUCGUCUUCGAUCACACAGAUGAAACCCCAAACCCAGACUACGCGCACCUCAAUUCCGUCCAGAAGACGGGAAACGGAAACUACCUGCUCUCCGCGCGCCACUGCAACACGAUCUACUACAUCGACGGCAGCACGGGGCACAUCAUCUGGCGACUCGGCGGGAAGAGGUCCUCGUUCACGGCGAACUUCCACUUCGAGCGCCAGCACGACGCGCGGUUCCUAACUGCCAAUGAGACGCACAUGAGCCUGACCUUCCUGAACAACGCCGCUGAUGAGCGCGCCGUCUUUGAGCCGUUUAGCUCUGCCAUGCAUGUCGAGCUCGAUCUUACGAGUAUGACGGCAACACUGCUAACCCUGUAUCCACGCCCGGAUGGAAAGAUCACGAACCGCCGGGGGAAUGUGCAGACCAUCCGAACGUCUGGCUUGUCGUCGUCGUCCGUCCCCGGUCCCAACGGCACGGAUACAGAUACAGAGACCACAAACGCCCUCGUGAACUGGAGCAACGACGCCUACAUCUCCGAGCAUACGCUCGCUGGGACGCUCCUAAUGGAAGCGCGCUUCGCCUCGCACCGCUUCGACACGUACCGCGCCUUCAAGUUCCCGUGGGUCAGUCGGCGUCCUUCGCAGCCUCCUGCGCUAGUGGCAUUUGCGCAUGGGAUGCGCGCAAAUACGUCCGCGUUCUCUUCGCUGUCGACGACGGUGUAUGUUAGCUGGAACGGCGCGACGGAGGUUCGACGGUGGCGGUUUUACGCGCGUGCUCCGCGUCCCUCGAAUUCCACGGCUACAUACGGGUAUAUGAACUUCACGAAUCCCCGGGUUGAAAUUGGGAGCGUGCCCAAGAGCGGCUUCGAGACGGCGUUUACGGUGCCAGGGUAUCUGAGCCAUAUCUCAGUUGAAGCGCUGGAUGUCAAUAACCGGAUCCUGGGGUUCUCCGAGGAGGAGGUCGUUACCACGCCGCCGUAUUGGGCUGCUGGGACUGGUGCAGAAUCGCCUGGCCCUGAUGAUCCGGAAGAAAUCCUCGCGGCUCUGCAACCGAGGCCUGAACUGGAACUGGAGCCGGAGCCGGAAUCUGUGCUGGAUGGCCGUCUGUCUGUAUCCGUGCUGCUACUGCUGCUUGCGCUUGUGUUUAUGGCCGGUUUGGUUCUUGGUCGUGGCGCUGCAUAUCUUCCUCCGCUGCUGGCGAGGGUUGGUCGUGUUCCUGUGGGUGCUUGGAGGCGGGUCCGGUCUCUGGGUUAUUUACCGUGGGUGUUGACGUGGACGUGGAUGGGGAGGUCGAAUGAGGCGGGAUACUCUAAAGUUGAGGGUGGAGAAGUCCACAUAGUUCAUUUGGCGGAGAGGGAGCGAGGGCGAGACUGGUGA